CCUCCUCCUCCUCCUCCUCCUCCUCCUGCAACACCUGGAGGAGUGGAGCGGACCGGGAGAGAGCUGUGUGUCUCUGCGCCUUUAAGGCUGCAUGUGGUCCACAUCUCUGCUGCUCCCAUGGCAGGCUGUGGAGGUGCACGCUUUCAAAGUUUGACUGGGGAAUAGAGAGAGAGAGGUAACACUGGAGACGGAGGCAGCGUCGCCCCGCCGGGGAACACACACACACCCCACACACACACUCACUCACACACUCACACACACACACACACACACACACCAAAGGCAAAUCUUCAUCACCACCAUCUGAGGAGCGCAGAGGACAAGGAGCGCAGCUCGACUCCGGCGAUAAGAAACAAUGCUAACAGAUGACUGAGCGGAUUCUCGAUCUCUAAAUGGGAAACACAAGAAGGUGAAUGUAGCACAGUGUUUGAUGAAAGGAGGGACCCCCGGCUGCAGCUCCACCAGCUCCAGCUCCAGCUCCACCGGCCCCCCCUCACUCUCAGCCAUGCCGCUUGUGUUCCGCUCGCUGCUGUUCGGCUUCGUAACGCUGCUGGUUGUGGUUCUGAUCAUAGAUGAUAUUGCAGAAGUGGAGGAAGAAACUGCAAAUAAUGGACAUUCGAAGAAGACGGCCUUGCAUCAACUCAUCCCGAAACCGCACAGAAAGGCUGCUGCUCAUGCGGAUCCAACCGCUUCAACGAGACUGAGCAAAGGCAUGAAACGCCUCGGCCCGAGCUACAACAACACUGCCAAGCUCUCCUCAAACAACUGGACCUUCAACAAGACCCUCUCCAACCUCAUCAGGAAGAAUAUUCUCAGAUUUCUUGAUCCGGAGAGAGACAUCUCUAUCCUGAAGGGCACGCUGAAGCCGGGAGAUAUCAUCCACUAUGUGUUUGAUCGUCACAGCACCACCAACAUCUCUGAGAAUCUCUACCGUCUCCUGCCAACUGUGUCCCCCAUGAAGAACCAACACCACAGGCGCUGUGCCAUUGUGGGAAACUCCGGGAUCCUGCUGAACAGCAGCUGUGGCCCCGAGAUCGACUCCCACGACUUUGUUAUCAGGUGUAACCUGGCACCAGUGGAGGACUACUAUCGUGACGUGGGCUGGCGGACCAACUUGGUGACCAUGAACCCUUCGGUGGUACAGCGGGCCUUCCAGGACCUGGUGAGCGAGGAGUGGAGGGAUCGCUUCUUGCAGCGUCUUCAAAGCCUCAGCGGUAGUGUGCUGUGGAUUCCAGCCUUCAUGGCCAAGGGGGGAGAGGAGCGCGUGGAAUGGGCCCUCCGCCUCAUCCUGCUGCACACUGUGGACGUACGCACCGCCUUCCCCUCACUGCGGCUUCUCCACGCUGUCAGAGGGUAUUGGCUGACCAACAAUGUCCACAUCAAGCGCCCGACCACCGGCCUCCUCAUGUACACGAUGGCCACCCGCUUCUGCGAGGAGAUCCACCUGUACGGCUUCUGGCCCUUCCCGCUCGACCCGCACGGCAAACCGGUCAAGUACCACUACUACGACACUCUGAAGUACGAGUACACGUCCAGCUCCAGUCCUCACACCAUGCCUCUGGAGUUCAGGACCCUGAGCACGUUGCACAGACAGGGGGCGCUCCGGCUCCACACCGGGACCUGCGAUGCCGAGAGGACACCACAGACGGAGCUCCAGAGCAAAUAGCCCGAACUGGAGGGGGUGAUCUCCAUGGAAACCACUGAGCAGACUCUGCACGGACAGUUUUUUUCUUGUUACUCUUCUAAUGAAACUUGAAUUAACUUAUUUUCACUGAUUGGAAUGAACUUUUUUUUUUUUCUAUUUCGGGCUCCUUUAGCGACUCGUUCCACUGGUGUGUUUUAACUUUUAACGAGAUUUCUAUGGUAACCUUAAAAAGCAAAUAGUGAGACUCAUCUAGAUCCUGUCACGUCCAUCUGUUGGCCCCCCCGUUUCUACUCAAAGAGCUGAGUUUAUGCUCUCUCACACUCCACCAGGGUCUCCAGUAGGGUUUACAAGUGGAGCAUUCAGAACACAUAUUUGUUUUUAUUUUCAAUUAAUGAGACGACAUAAAUUAAUAUUCCCCACCUCACGGCAGGAAAAGGGCUCCGUUAAUGUCAUUUUAAUUUACCCAGCAUGUCGAGGCAUGAAGAGCUGCUGAAUUAAUGGCUGCUGUGAGUCACUGUUUAGGCCACAAGAUGGAAGCACUUAAUAAUCAGGGAGAUGGGCGAUGAAAGAAAAAAUGUAGGUCAGAUGUUAAAAUGAGUUUUUAAUACGAUCAACCCGUUUGAUUGUGAGGUUUUUGGUACGAUGCUCGACCUGCGAUGACACAUUUCCCUUCCGAUAGAGAACGUUUUCUGCUUUUGUAGCUCAUUUAUAAAGCACCUUCACUGCUGUUCAGUAAAAAACAAAACAAAACAGGUGAUUCACAAGCAAAAAUUCACAGAGAAGUGCCACGUGAUGAGGUCAGGUCACCUUGAGUGGAAGCACUGUUGAAUUGUACCCAGCCUCGGUGAGGAUAAAGGAGUGUACCAGCUGUUCACAUAAGAAUGUUUACACCGACUCCGCCGACAGUAAACUCACUCUGCUGACUCAAAGAGCACCAGCCCUGUUUUCUGCACAGACCGUGGUUACGUAGCGGUAGAUAGAAGCUUCUUAAUGUUUACUGAAUGUACCGGUGAUAUUCUUACAGGGUCUGUGAGAAAUGAGUCCCCCCAUGUGCUUUAAAGUGAUUCCUCGUCACCGUUGACAACAGCUUUGAUUGUACUGAAGCGGAUGACUUUGUUGCCUUUAUGUACUCGUGUAGGUUGAUGCAGAUAUUUAUAGAUUUGAUUGAAGCUGCCAGUGUUUUGUGCCUAAUAAUAAACAAUACAUUUAAAAAAAAAAAAAAAAAAAAAAAAAAUGGACCUCUUACAUGCCAAGAUGUGAUACAUGUUCAGGGUUUUAUCCAAGUUUUUCCCUCACAGGAUGAGGAAAAUAAAACAUGACACGAUUGUUUCAAAAGUGAGACUCACUUCUGUGCUCAAAAAACUGAUUUGCCUCAAACGAUGAAGUACUUUGAUCACAUCUACAUCACACACAUUUUCAGUGUCAAAUGACAUGCAAAGGGUUUUCUGUCAUGUUCAGCCAAUGUUUAUAAGUUAAAGAAGCAGAUGUGUGACUGAUCACUGGAGACAGAAUAACACAUCUAUGUAUGAAAUUUAUAUCAAUAAUAAGCACGUGAAUACCAAGUUGUUUAGUUUGUUCACAUUGACACGAUGUUAUAGAAGGAAUUAUCAUUGAAUGUGAAAUUUUCCAUUUGAACCUAAUUAAAAUACUGGAAGUCAACGUUUAAGGCAAAUCAUUUCUUGAAUGUGGAUGAACUACAAUACUUAGAAAAUGUGUAAAAGAAAAAAAAAAGAUUUUACUCAAGUUUUGUCAGAGAAUAAACUCAUUAUUAUGUUGUUUUCUUAAACAAUUUGUCAAACCGAAACAUCAGCUUACAUCAGGUGCACUAUGUAGUUUUAGGAGAUAAAUUUAAAAACUCAGAAAAUGAGGUAGUAAUACACACUCAGAGGUAUUUUGUAUUUCCAUAACUGACUAAACAAGCUGUUCUCAGAGGAAAAUCAGGUCCCCAGAACACUAUCUGAAGCUAGAAAGCGUGGCAGGGUCCGCCACAUAUAAACAAAGUAAAGCAGUAUGAAAUUGUGUUAUCAGUUUGUUUAUUCGGUUUACUCCAUCAUGAAAGCAGAGACAGUUUGAUUAUUCGGUUUAUCCAAGCGUGGAAAAUCAAUCAGUUAAGAUUCUCCUCCUCCAAUUAAAGUUUGUUCCCAAGAACUACCCAGUGCACCUUCAGUGAUAGUCUGGAUUGUAUCUUUUGUACUGCCAAGCUCCAACUCGGUGAAAGUCUUGCGUAGAGUUUUUUUCAGUUUGGUGUUUUUUAACUUGAUCCCUCUAUAAAAAAAAAAAGUAAAAAAAUCAACUGAAGUAUUUGAAAUAUUCAAAGAGGCUCCCGCGGCUAAACAAGCGACCUCUCAUGUGCUUCCACUCAUUCGUUCAUUAAAGUGUUGUUUUGACAGAAUGCGCCUGUUGACUUGCGUGUAGCACUACGCUGCCUGUUAAGAAUAAACAUGAAAGUUGUACCAGAGACGUCA
Molecule: messenger RNA, 4110 nt
Organism: Acanthopagrus latus (yellowfin seabream)
Lineage: Eukaryota; Metazoa; Chordata; Actinopteri; Spariformes; Sparidae
Gene: st8sia2
Product: ST8 alpha-N-acetyl-neuraminide alpha-2,8-sialyltransferase 2
Exons: 6
Coding region: 431-1666 (411 amino acids)
Biological process (GO): N-glycan processing; oligosaccharide metabolic process
Molecular function (GO): alpha-N-acetylneuraminate alpha-2,8-sialyltransferase activity
Source: RefSeq, a predicted model, not a curated record